Molecule: messenger RNA, 1995 nt
Organism: Colletotrichum truncatum
Lineage: Eukaryota; Fungi; Ascomycota; Sordariomycetes; Glomerellales; Glomerellaceae
Source: RefSeq, a predicted model, not a curated record
AUGGUCUCUUGGCCGCUCUUUCGGGCGCUUGCCUUGUCUCUCUUUGUCCUCCUUCUAAAUUCGGGCUACGUGGCUUCACGUAAUCUACUUCCCGAGGUUGCUUUGACGGACUAUGCCAUCCGUCACCAGGGGGUCAUUGCCGACACCCCGCCGCUAAUAGGCCCUCUUCUCGAAGGAGACGACGCUGCUCGGAGCCAGCGGCCACUUGACUGCUUUCAGAUCGCCCAGCCAGUCCUGGGUCCCAAAGGUCCCGUCUACCAGGAACUGGGCCGCAGCGAUGACCAGGGGAAAUCGCAGUCUGAUCCCAAGGGCUCAUGUACGGUGCGGUUGAUGGAGCACUCGUUUGGCAACAGCUUUGGCAAGCCUUUCGUCGGCGACUACACGCCUCCUGGCUGUGAUUUCAACCGCGUCAUUGUAAACUUUACUGCCACUUCUGCAGGCCGUCAACUUGACCGACUGGCCCUGUUGUAUUUCGGCGACACGGAGGUGUGGAGGACCUCCACUGCGGAGCCUAGGCUGCCGCCCGGAAUCAUCUGGACCUAUUGGAAGGACAUGACCCCAUACCUUAGCCUAUGGAAGUCUCCUCAAAAGAUCAUUUUCGACCUCCCCAACCUCAUCGACGACAGAUAUACGGGGCCAUUCAAUUGCACCUUGACCGCAACCUUCUUCAAAAGCGAUGCGGUGACAGACAAUGCGCCACCUGCUGACCUCAUCAUCCCCAUCUCAUCGAGGAACGCCUCAUCCAACACCGGCAGUGCCUGGCAAGUGCCAGAGCGUGAAGCCGUGAGUACCGUCAAAUUUCCGCGUAAUGCCAAUCGAGCAGUCUUCUCCGUCUCGGCCAAUGGCCAAGGAACCGAGGAAUUCUGGUGGAGCAAUUUACUCCAAAGCGAUGCCGCAGCUUUCAAUGCCACCAUUGGCAUGGCCCCUGCCGGGAGCCCCUGGCGUGAGGUCCAGGUCCUCAUCGACGACAAGCUCGCAGGCGUGCAGUGGCCAUUCCCUGUCAUUUUCACUGGAGGAGUCGUGCCCAGCUUUCAUCGGCCCAUUGUCGGGCUUGACGCGUUCGAUUUACGAGAGCAUGAAAUUGAUAUUUCUCCCUGGCUCCCGGUUCUGAGCGACGGUAAGGAGCACACGUUCAAAAUCAAGAUUGCUGGUCUCGCAGAUCAGCAGGACCGGGUUGUCUUGAACACAACCGUCGGUAAUUUCUGGGUGGUCUCGGGCAAGGUCUUUUUGUGGCUUGACGAGGAAGGAUCCGUUACAACCGGAAACCCGCCUACUGUCGACAUUCCCGACCCCGACAUUAAGUUGACGGGUCAUGUUCUGAAACAAAACUCGACCGGUGCAAACGAGAGUGUUGCAUUUAAUUUGGAGGUGACGCGUUCGAUCUCAGUCACUGGUGAAGUUGUCUCUAAGAAGGGAACCCAGAAGCCUGUUUGGAGUCAGAAGCUGUCGUACAGCAACCAGGCAACUGUGACCGAGUUUGGUCGCAAUGGAUUCAAUAACUUCAUAAUCACCGGAACUGACGAGCUUAGUGGGCAAGGAUCAUAUCGCACGACAUACUCUUUCCCACUAAUUGUUGAUCAAACCUCAAAUAUGACAGCAGCCGGUGACUUGACACUCGAAGCAACACUAUAUCAAGAGUUGAAGCUAGAGGUCGAAGGCGCUGGCGUUUACCCAACUGGGCUUGAAGUUUACAACAACCCAAACGGCACCAGACAGGGGGAACAGGGCCAGUACAAGGUAUCCAAACUCUCAACGUUCCGUAAUGGCACCGCUUCGUUCAACAUGCCGGCAGACAUGAAGAGUAGUUCAGCGAGUGGCACAACCCGCCAGGUCUUUCAGUUCAGUGGUGGUCUCCGAGACGAGGCACGUGACGUGGAGCUAUACUCUCGCAAGGUAAAAGCUACCAACAACACGGUAUUGUCUGAUGAAGAAAAGUCUGCCGAUGGACAGCCGAGGGUUGUGACCAUCCGAAGCACAUUGGUGGAGAGCAAUUAA